This is a messenger RNA of Pseudoliparis swirei, 4494 nucleotides long. RefSeq lists its product as uncharacterized. NCBI's taxonomy places the organism in Eukaryota, Metazoa, Chordata, Actinopteri, Perciformes, Liparidae. The transcript is spliced from 6 exons. Bases 2348 to 4042 code for a protein of 564 amino acids. The record is from RefSeq and is a predicted model, not a curated record. Gene Ontology annotation, molecular function: zinc ion transmembrane transporter activity; calcium channel inhibitor activity. Gene Ontology annotation, biological process: detoxification of zinc ion; zinc ion transmembrane transport; intracellular zinc ion homeostasis. Gene Ontology annotation, cellular component: endoplasmic reticulum; Golgi apparatus.
AGCAGCACCUCGUUUUUGUUUAUCUGUUGUUAUGGAUACCAGGAACAUAAAUUUUAAAAAAAGAAGGAUCACAGAAGGACAAUUUCACAGUUCUCCCCCUCUUUGUUGAAGCCAUCAGGCAAAUUCCACCUAAUUUAAACAUUGUUGAAACCUCCCUUUUCUUGUUGCUGGCCAGGCCGACAUUUCUGGGUAUCCCACAAUGCCUUGCAAGUUGAUUUGCUCGUGUUCACAUAAAAACAGAGCUUUGCGUUGUGCCUUUUCUUCGUGGGUUUUUCACCUCAUGACCCGCUUUCACCCGCCUGGGAAUGUCACUCAUGCGUUGCCUGCGACAUCGGGUCACGCUAUUGGCAUGAAGAGACUGAACAGAACAUACAGGAUAAAUAUUUAAAGUCAACAUAUGUUUCUAAAAGGAAGAUUAAAAGGAUAACGCAUGCAAAAAACAAAAAAAAAGAUGUGCUUAAGCAACCCAACAUUUUUCUUUUUUCAGAAGUUCCUCUUAAUCUUUUAUGUAUUAUGUUUCACCCUUAGCAUGAACUCUUCAGUAACACUUAGUUCUUCUGUUUAGCAACAUUUAUUAUCCAAACUCUCGGUUAAAACAAACAUACGAUGUGUUUUCUUCAGCCGGCUUAUCGCACCUGCCCUUGACACGCCCCUCUCUUACAGAGACAACGCCCCUCUCUUAAAGAGACGGCGCCCCUCUCUUAAAGGGAAAGCGCCCCCUCGUAAAGGGACAACGCCCCUCUCUUAAAGAGACAGCGCCCCUCUCUUAAAGGGAAAGCGCCCCCCCUCGUAAAGAGACAGCGCCCCUCUCUUAAAGGGAAAGCGCCCCUCUCUUAAAGAGACAGCGCCCCUCUCUUAAAGAGACAACGCCCCUCUCUUAAAGGGAAAGCGACCCCCUCGUAAAGAGACAGCGCCCCUCUCUUAAAGGGAAAGCGCCCCUCUCUUAAAGGGAAAGCGCCCCCCUCGUAAAGAGACAACGCCCCUCUCUUAAAGGGAAAGCGCCCCUCUCUUAAAGAGACAGCGCCCCUCUCUUAAAGGGACAACGAGCACUUUCCUACCUUUAGGUAUUGAUGCUAUCAGCGUGGUCAAUUUCAUAAAAACAAGGUCCCUGAAGGCAUCGCUGUUUACCGCAGUCUGAGGAGAGGGAGCCUUCAGCUCGGUGGCUCUCACGAGAAAAUGUGUCGUCGCGUCUUUGAGCUCAGAGACUUUAAACAUCCGUCAUGUGCUGUCGUGUGUCAUACUGGACCGUACAAUACGAUUGAAAUUGUACACAUAUUCUACAUACACAUUCUGGAAAGAUGAGGUGGACUCAUUUAUGUUUAUCUUUGUAACGUUACACAUGUAUUUACUUUUUGGAGUCAAAUUUAUUAAGUCAAUUAUAAUUAUUAAGUUUGCUGAUGAAUAAUUUCUGAUCAGGUGUCAGAUGGACAGGUGCCUCCAUCGAGGGAAUAUUGAUUCCUUUGAGAAUCUGAGUGAAUUUGAGCUACACUAAUACAUACUAUACUAAUACAAUUUGAUGGCUCACACAUAUCUGCACUAAUUUUGUUUUGCACGUUGUUUUGAAAAGAUAUGCAGUGUAAAACUCUUAAUUGCUAAAUAUUUGAACUUGUUUUGUUUAGUUUUUCACAGUUUGCACUUAUUGUUAUGAGACAAAUUUCCCCUUGGGGAUUAAUAAAGUAUAUAUCUAUUUAUCUAUUAUCUUGAAAAGAUAUCCAGUGCAAAACAGGUUAAUUGCAGCCACAAUAAGCUAUUUGCCAAAUAUUUUUUUAUUUUUUUUAAUGACUAUUUACAUUGUUUUUGUCUGAUUGGAGUAAUCUGUUUUAAUUAAAAAUGAAUGCAAUUUUCUUUAAUCUAUUAUUUGAAAAAGCACAAAUGGAGGACUUGCACAAAGUUGUUAUUUCAAUAAAAAUUCAACAUGGACCAUUUAGUUACAAUUGUGUUUGUGCGGCGGGGCACAAACAUUCUUCUUCCUCCGAAGUGGGCGUGACUCAAAGAGUUUGAGAAGCCCCAGUGGGCGGAGCUCCGCUCCCAUCCAUCCUUCAUGUGGUCUCUUGUCCCGUUAGCAGCAGAACCAUCCAACAUCCCCUCAUCACGGAGCUCUUGUCCUGGUCGACUCUCGGCGUCUGGUAAGUUGUUUUCCGGUCCAAGUCAACAAUAGAAACGUGGGAUCCUGUAUCCCACAACGCUGCCGUCUGAACUCCACCGAGGUCACACCGGACAACUCACUGUUCUUUCUCGUUUCCUCGUCAGUGGAGCCUGACUCGCAACAUCGUCCAACUUCACAUCGGCCUCUUCUAUUUUACUGGAGUGGUAUUUUAUUCUUUUUUUUUCGACAUCCAAUGACCCAAUGUUCCCUGCUGCCACACUAAUACAGUGUGUACAUCGGCCCGCUGCAGGUAUGAGGGUGCUGCACUGGUGCAUGCUGGGAGUGACCAUCCUGCUGCUGCUCUGCGAGGUCACCAUCAGUCAGCUGUGCAAGUCCCUCAUCACCUUGGUGGAUGGUUUCCACACGCUCUUCAUCCUCUUGCUUAUGGCUCCUCCUCCUCCUCCUCCUCAAACGGCAACCAUCAAAAAGCCGCCGCUCCCCUCUUUGGAUCCCUCCACAUCUCCUCCACAUGGGUCCUGCUCUCCAGCAGAGCUGCCCUCCAUCCUGCCUGCACAGUCAUCCAUUGAGCCUCCAGCCGGGGCCCGGGCUCAGGGGCCUCCGCGCUGUGGCGUGUCCUUCCCCAGCUGCCGGCUUCAGCCUCUGGGGGCUUUCAUUUCCGCCCUCCUCCUGACCUUUCUGUGUCUCACCUACUUCAUGGAGAUCAUCAGCCUUUCCCUGGAGCCACACCCAGCGCGGCGGCCCCUGCUGCUCGUGGUGGUCGGAGCCGCCAGUCUGCUUUAUAAGUUGCUGGUGGUCCGGCUGAACUGGGACCAGCUGCAGAAGGAGAGGGCCAAAGCCGCCUGGAACCAGUCUCACCUUGAAGAGACCCACACAGUCUCGGCCGCAGAGGAAACCAAAGGCCGGGCCGAGCCGGGGCGAGUCCCGGACGACGUUCAAUCCGCCGCGGACCACUCGCUCCACCACGGGGCCCUUGUCCUCUGCAACCCGGGAACCUCCAGCGUCCCCGACGCCGACUCUCAUCCUGCCCGGCAACAGCCGUUCCUCCUCCUUCGUGCGUCAGCUCAACAGGACAGCGAGCUGAAGGUUCGCCGGCGUGAGAGUCGUUCAGAUGACGCCACAGACGACGCCUGCGUGGAACAUAUUGACACCCCGAUGACCGCACCGAGCCGCCAGAGGCCGGUCGGCCUGCUGUCCUUCGUCCUCGUGGUGCAGGGCCUCUGCACCUCUCUGCUGGCUCUGGUCACCAGCCUGGUGACGCUGCUGCUCGGCCCUCAGCUCGUCCACAGCUCGGGAACCUUUGGCCUGCUGGUCUACAUGGAUCCUGCUCUCUCCCUACUGGCUGUGAUUAUGCUGAUUGCCACGGCUGCACCACAGGUGUACAGGUGUGGACUUCUGCUGCUACAGGCCACGCCUCCACACAUUUGCGCAUCUGAUCUGGGGCGAAGGAUCACGAGUGUCCCCGGGGUGCAGGCCGUGCACAACCUUCACAUCUGGCAGUUAACCGACUCGUUCGCGGUGGCCUCUGUGCACGUGCACUGCCACGCUGGCUUUCCGAUGCACAGGUGUGCUGAUCUGAUGGCGGGGGUCACCAAGGUGCUGCAGAGUGUCGGCGUGAGCUGCUGCACCGUCCAACCGGAGUUCGCCUCCUGCUGCGGGUCCUCUGCAGGCAGUGAGGGGGACGCCUCACCUGUCAUCCACAGAGAGGACCCCUCCCUGCCACCUCUUCUGACCUGCAGCCUGGCCUGUGGGAAGGCCUGCGCUGGUCAUCUGUGUUGCUCCACCCGGGAGGAGGAGGAGGAGGAAGAGGAGGACGAGGAGGACGAGGACGAGGACGAGGAGGACGAGGACGAGGAGGAGACCGGCCCGCUGGCGCCACCAGCUGGGGAAUCAAAGGAAGAGCCUCAGACGCUCGUCAUCGAGAACACCUUCCUCUGACUGGAGCGGAAUAAACGGAUGAAUGAGUAGAAGUAAAAGAUGAUGCGGAGGAAUGAACAGAUUUGAAAGUGUAAUCUCUCCUAAAACACUGCUCGUCCAGUAUAUGUAUAAAUGUUGUGUUAGUUUGAUGACAUGAACAUGGUGCUGCCUUAAAGUGAGGUUGUUCUCCUGCAUUGUGCCAUAUAUGUUUAAACAAAUAAUACUAAAGUGUGUCUUUUAUUUUAUUUUAACACAACACCAAAUGUAUCCCAUUUGUCACAGCAACCAAAGAAAGUAGAAGAACUAAUAAAGAUAUGUGAUUUAAUAAGCUACUGUAUUAUGAGUAUCCACUUAACAUAUUAAACCCGGUGGUGAAAAGUAAUAAAGUACAUUUACUCAAGUACUGUACUCUAUGAACUGGAACUUUAGUUCAUUUUAUGCCUCUUGUUCUACUCUAUUAAAUUUCAAACGCA